GAGGGCUUAGCAUUGCAGAUGCUAGUGUUAUUCCAGUUACCGUUUCUGGUCAUACGACUGCACCUACUGUAAUGGUUGCAGAAAAAGUGUCUGAUCUUAUCAAAGCUGAACAUGGACAAUAAAUAUUACUACCUAUACAGUUUAUUAGAUAGCCACCAUGUCUUAGUAAAAAAAAAUGGGUUUUUUCACAAUUUGUAACCCCUUUUGUUACUGAAUUAACAAGAGGCCCAUAAUAUGCUUGGUUUGCUCAGCAAAUAAUUAUUAGAGGAACAAUCGAUAAACGCUGUAUUUUUCCAAGAGGUAAAAUGUGGGGUGGAACAAGUAGCAUUAAUGGGAACAUAUAUAGUAGAGGUGGCAAAUGGGAUUAUGAUACAUGGGCAGAAAUUGUUGGCAGUCUUGACUGGUCUUACGAAAAUGUUUUGCCUUAUUUCAGAAAAGCCGAAGGAGCAAUGUUUAAAAUCGACUUGGAUGCAAAGUAUCAUGGCUUUGAUGGCCCCAGUGUGCAAAUUUGAUAGAAGACACUCAUGGAUUGACUUCAAUGUUAUUGAGAGCUUUCAAAGAAAGAGGCUCAAUUGAGGUGGAUUAUAAUGGACGCACCCCUUAUGGCGUCAGUAGACUCCAAAAUUUUCUAGAUAGAAAUGUCCGUGCAGGAACAGCGCAUGCUUACAUAAGACCAGCGGCCGAUCGACCAAAUUUGCUCAUAAACAACAAUGCAUUGGGCUUUCAUCCCAUGGGUUCGGCAAUGAUGGGUACAUAUUCCAGUAACUCUGUAACCAAUCCAGAACUGAAAGUUCAUGGAAUUCAAAGGCUUAGAAUUGCAGAUGCUAGCGUUAUUCCAGUUACUAUUUCUGGUCAUAUAACUGCACCUACUGUAAUGGUUGCAGAAAAAGUAUCUGAUCUUAUCAAAGCUGAGCAUGGACAAUAAAUAAUACAUUUUGUUAGCUAUUCAAUUGAAAAUUAAUGUUAGCUUAAAUUUUAUCUACGAAGAAGGAAAUAAUUGGUAUAUAAAAUUCUAUGAGAUGAACAAUGUUUUUUUCGAGAAAGACAUCGAAUUAUUUUCUGACUGAAGUCUUAAUAAGUGAAAUUAUAACUUACAAAUCUUUAUUCAAUAAAUCAUUCAAAAAUGCGUGUUU
Ceutorhynchus assimilis (cabbage seed weevil) is the source of this 1133-nucleotide messenger RNA. The record is from the annotation of a GenBank genome assembly. NCBI's taxonomy places the organism in Eukaryota, Metazoa, Arthropoda, Insecta, Coleoptera, Curculionidae.